Messenger RNA from Penicillium maclennaniae, 903 nucleotides. RefSeq lists its product as uncharacterized. NCBI's taxonomy places the organism in Eukaryota, Fungi, Ascomycota, Eurotiomycetes, Eurotiales, Aspergillaceae. The record is from RefSeq and is a predicted model, not a curated record. Bases 1 to 903 code for a protein of 300 amino acids. The transcript has 2 exons.
AUGAAGUUCGCCCGGGCAACAGCGCUACUCUUACUCAGCUCCACAGGAGUCUCUUCACUCACUAUACCUCAGCCCGAGUCCGAAUCAUCCGCAUUAGUCGGGAACGAUGAUGCGCCUGUCUACAGUGAAUUCUUAGAUCUCGAGAAGCGACGAGGAGGAGGUGGAGGGGGUGGGCGCAGUGGAGGAUCUUCAUCUUCAUCUUCGUCUUCAUCUUCUUCUGGGGGAUCUUCAGGGGGUCGUUCUGGUUCGUCUAGCAGCAGCUCGAGUGGAUCCAAUCGUGGCGGAAGCUCAUCCAGCUUAGGCAGUUCAGGCAGUUCAGGCAGCUCUGGUAGCUCUCGCAGUGGCUCUACCAGUUCUUCCAGCAAUCGCGGAGGGUCAAGCAGCAGCGGAUCCGGCACUCGAGCCUCUUACGGCAGUGGAAGAUAUUAUGCUGGCGGUGCGCGCACACCAUAUAGUGCUGGCGCAAGGUCUCCUCUGGGGAUCACUCCGUACCUCUUGCCAGUUGCGGCACUGGCAUUCUUCCCGGGCAUCUGGCUGUACAGUGCCUAUGCUUACCCAUACGGCCACCCAUAUUACUAUGAGAACGAACAGAACCACCGUAAUGAAUCCAUGCCGGUGGUAUGUGUGUGCGAAGAGUAUCAAGAGUGUGGUUGUGAUGACAACAACAACAGCACCUAUUACCAGUCCUUGUUCAAUGGGACGCAGCCCAAAAACACCACUGUCACGCGCGUGGUCGAUGUGAACGGCACCGAAACAAUUUAUAUCAACGGGACACUAGCUAACGGCACCACUGCUGCCGAUAGUUCCUCAUCAGGGGCUUCAGCCUCAGUGCAGACCUUGCUGCAUGCUAGUGGGUAUUGGGUCACGGCGGCCGUGGUUGCUACCGCCGUGUGGGUAUUUUAA